This is a messenger RNA of Trichobilharzia szidati, 1497 nucleotides long. The record is from the annotation of a GenBank genome assembly. Lineage: Eukaryota; Metazoa; Platyhelminthes; Trematoda; Strigeidida; Schistosomatidae.
AUGACUUCAACAAAUUUAUCUCCAGCUGCGCCUACAUCAGAAAAAACACAGUUCACAGAUUUACAUAUUUAUGUGAUACCACCAAAUUUAUGGAAUAAUGAUUUAAAUACGACAUUUUCUCAAUUGGUUAAAAACACAGUAUCAGCUGGAAUAAUACGAUCCAGUGCCGAUGUGAAUUUAUUUGAAUUUCGUGGAAUUAUUGAACAAGAGUUAGGGAAACAAUUUUUACCAAGUGACUACGUAUUUUGUAAACAAGUUGGGCAUUCAAUUGGUCGAAUUCAGUCGAAUCAGGAGAAGUUGUUUAGAAUCGACGAAUUCCUUCCACCUAAAUCUGAACUACCUGAGAUUUAUGUAAUAGAUCGCCAAGCUAUAGAUGAAAACCAACCAUUUUAUAACGAUGCUUCACAACUCCCUCAAUCACAACAAAAGAAUCCACAAAAUCAAGUAACUAUUCUGCCGGUCACUCCAUCUGGCGAAACAAGACCAUCAUCAGUGACUUUUAAAACAGAUGACUCUCAAAAGGAUAUACCUAAAUAUCAACCAAAUCCUCCUUCGACAUUGAACCAAACACCACAAAGGCAGAUGAUGUCACCAGUGAGUGAAUCGAAUACAUCGACAAGUGUUCAGCAGCAUUCUCAGCUACAACAGAACUGGCAACAACAACAACAACACCAAAAUAUCAGUAGACCAAGUUCUCACUAUGAGCAAAGAUCUUCUGUGACUCCGACUGUUAGUUUACCAGUCAUUUCAUCACCAAUUAUGUCGACAAAUGAUCCAUCUAAUGUGAAAACUUCACAGGAAUUAAUUCCAGUACCCAAUGAAAUUAAUAUAGUCCAGUCAACACCUAUUUUGCAUACUGGCGAUGCUGGUUUAGACACAAUUUCAGCAGCAAUCGGUCAUCAAAAAGAUAUUUUACAACGGUUAGAAUAUGAGCAGCAAAAGCGUAUCUUACAAAUGCAAGCUGAAGCUGAAGAACGUCGUCGUCGUGAAGCUGAACAGUAUGCACGAGAAUUGGCUAAAAAUGCUGACCAUUCAAAACGUAUGGAAGAAUUGGAGAAAGAAUUACGAAGAUGGAGUGAUGAAGCCAGACAAACAAGAGAACGUCUAGAUCAAUUACGAGAAGCUUGGGAAACUUCACUUAAAUCAAAACAGGAAGAAAUUACUACUUUGAAACAAGGUCUGGAAAUGAUGAAAAAGAGCAGAGAUGCAUUAGAUGGCAAACCUACAGCCCGAGAAAUAGCUGCACAAACAGAAAUACAUCAACUUCAAAUCCAACUGACAGAAAUGAAACAGAAGUAUAGCCAAGUAAGGGAAGAAUUAGAAGAAAGACGAAAGGCAGCUGAUGCCAGAUUGGAUGCAGUGGGAGGUGAAAUAAAAGAUUUAAGACGUAAGAUGUCCGAUAUGCAUGCGACAAUGCGGGAGCCUAAACCUGUAAAGAUCACAGUCAAUUCACAGUCUAAAUCCACGUGUGAUGUUGGAACAGAAGCAUCAGAGUAA